CAUACCCUCAACUCACUAGGGCAUUGUACCAACACGCCAGCCCCAUAACCUGCUCCACAAUAUAGCUACAGACUUGCAAUAAAAUCAAGAUGGGGGAGAAGCGAAAGCGCACGGUUGCUGUUCGGGAGUCUCAUCCUUCCAAACACCGCAGUGCAACACCUGCUGCCGCUGAAGCUCCAACACCUGAGGAGCAAACCCCCACCCCCGAAGUCCCAACGUCUUUUACAAAGGAUGGACCACUCCCGGUUAUUCCGCAACGCCAGCCAGGUGGAUUACUGUUGAGCGAUUAUCAAUCUGUGGCCGAGAGCAAGGUCAUGGCAGAGUCAUUAAUCCGAUCCCAAAGGAAAUGGGUGGAUGGGGAUAUCUUCGAGAAAUUCUGGAUAAAGCCGCUAAAGUCACGGAAGCUGGAUCCAGCAGAACUAGAGAAGAAUCCAUCAAAGGAUUGCAUGACCAGGCUUGGGAAUUGCACCAUGAGUUCUAUGCCACAUAAGUUCGAGAUCAAAUUGUUUGGUGUACUGGAGCCCUUAGACAUUUCGGAAAACACCACAUCGGGGCCGGGUUUUACAGCCCACCAUGCGCAAUCCUCGGGAGCUGGUGUUCAGACACCGCCAGCACACCAUCAAGUUCCCCAACAGGGUGUUGCCCGGGCUCCAGAUCUCGCUCGGACACAGUCAAGCCCUGCCUCAGUGACUCCAGUCCCACAUCAAAGACCAACGGGCAAUCCUGGCAUAUCCCCGCAACCGUCUACCCCUGGCCAACCAUCUCAUCAAGGCCCGCAAUUACAGCCAAGUCAUCCUGCCCAACAAGACCCUCCUAGGGUGGCACCCCCACCGGCGGCCUCACGCCCGGACCCUGUAAUCCAAGCUCUUGCUAUUCGGGCAGCAUCUGACCCUGAUUUAAAAGCCCUCAUGCGGAUUGUUGCUUCUGGGAAGGCAACGACAGAACAGCUCAAGAUAUUCCAAGCCCAUAUUGAUGUCUUGACUCCCGUCGCAAGCUCUCAAUUGAUUCGUAGUCAUGCCGCACGUCCAUCAACACAGACUCCUGGACCUUCUGUAACCCUUGGGAGUGGUCACACAGCGCAGGCACCUCAUCAACAGACGCAUCCGGGGCAUCAACAGCGACAUCAACAACAACCACAACUACAGCACACACAACAACCGCAGCCCCAGCAUCAGCAUCAACAUCAUCCGCAGCAACACCACCAACAGCAAUAUCAUCAACACCAAACACAUUCACAGAGCCAUUCUGAAUCUCCACAAUUCGCGCACCAUCCUCUGCAGUGUACCCCGAGUAGAAUUCCUGUUCCUCAUCCGGCGCAGACAAAUCCCAAGCCCCGGCCAUUUCCCCAGCCCCCUAAGCAAGAGAUCACAUCUGUAGUGUUUGAGUUUGUUGACCCCUACAGCCAAGGAGAUCGGUUCCUUUUCCCCAAACAUGCAAUCCUUGAAUAUCUGAAGGGUGGGACAGUGGUCCGAGCUUCGUUCAUACUAGUUCGCAAACCGGUUGAUGAUUUGGAUGAGUAUUACCAACCUAUAACGGUUGUUUUGGAGUCUGCAACCCCUAAACCCUUGGAGAUACUUCAGAGAGUUGUUGCCAGUGCAGAGAAUACCCUCAAACACAUGGAAGAGAUAAUGGCAUCAAAGAAAAGGGCAGAGGAUACUUUCCUGGUAUUCCGUUUAAGACGCGAGCCCGGCGAAGCAAUCCCGGACAAGCCUGAGAUGCACGAAAUGGUGGAGGCAAGUGCCAGAACCCUCCGAGAACGUAGGGCUAGAAGGGAAAGCAGCACACCUGCACACGACCUCAAGAACUUUGCGGACACACCCCAAGCAGCACCGCCAAGGCCACGGGUGAAGACAAUUAAAAAGGCGAUUCCUCGAGAACCUACUACUCAACCCUCUAUCCCAUCCCCUUCCACCAGCGCAGUCAGGACGCCAGUUCCCAAGAUGCCGAAGACCCCAAGACCCCCUAAACCCCCUCGCUCUAGGAAAGGGAGGAUCGCGGAUCCGACAAAGAGUUGCCAUAUAUGCCAGACGUCCAAAACAUCCCUUUGGCGAAAGGCCGACAUUGAGGGAGAAAAUGUAACAGUAUGUAAUGCCUGCGGCAUCAAAUGGAAAACCAAUGCCCAGAAAGCGGCUCAGGCUGCGACGCAGGGAGCUACUAGUCAACCUUUGCCCACCGAUAGAGCCAGCUCGAGCUCAGGCAUAGUUGGACCAGCGACCCAUCAACUAGUAGCCGGUGCCCCGCAAAUGCAAUGCAACCAACGCGCAGUUGGGCUGACCGCUAAUGAUUUGAGUGGACAACAAGUGCAUGCUGUUGCAUAUCAGAUCUCUAGCACCACAGCCGCAUCAAGUGCCCCUGUACCUUCCCUGCAACAUCAUCCGCAACUCGCAGUGAAUCUAUCCGCUCCUCAACCAAGUUUACCGCAGCAGGAUGGCAAUUCCCAACAGUCUUCGUUGACGGGGGGUCUGCAGCUCGCAGGUUCGUCGGGUGAGAAUGGCGCUCAAAGUUUACCUCUUGUGAACGACACCCCGCAGGGUUUGGUGUCAGGCGCCGCAGAUAGGCCCCCACUGCCGCUACAAUCAAUUCCCGAGAAGCCGAUAGAUCAGAAUAGUUCCAUGGUGCAAGAUUCUCCCGGAGGAUUAGGGGAUAUCGUGUAG
Molecule: messenger RNA, 2654 nt
Organism: Tuber melanosporum (Perigord truffle)
Lineage: Eukaryota; Fungi; Ascomycota; Pezizomycetes; Pezizales; Tuberaceae
Exons: 4
Coding region: 90-2654 (854 amino acids)
Biological process (GO): chromatin remodeling; regulation of DNA-templated transcription
Cellular component (GO): Swr1 complex
Molecular function (GO): zinc ion binding; ATP-dependent H2AZ histone chaperone activity; sequence-specific DNA binding
Source: RefSeq, a predicted model, not a curated record